AUGGGUGUAUUUAUGGGUGUGUCGCCAUAUGUUCGACUAUCGCUUCUUCCAGAGCUGUGUCUACUGGGACUGUAACGUGCGGCCUUUCAAGUGGAGACGAGCUGGGCUUGCAUGAUUGACAUGAUUGACAUGAUUGACAUGAUUGACAUGAUUGACAUGAUUGACAUGAUUGACAUGAUUGACAUGAUUGACAUGAUUGACAUGAUUGACAUGAUUGACAUGAUUGACAUGAUUGACAUGAUUGACAUGAUUGACAUGAUUGACAUGAUUGACAUGAUUGACAUGAUUGACAUGCCUUCUCGUACAUAG
Penicillium canariense is the source of this 309-nucleotide messenger RNA. RefSeq lists its product as uncharacterized. Lineage: Eukaryota; Fungi; Ascomycota; Eurotiomycetes; Eurotiales; Aspergillaceae. The transcript has 2 exons. The coding region runs from base 112 to 309 and encodes 65 amino acids. The record is from RefSeq and is a predicted model, not a curated record.